Molecule: messenger RNA, 2106 nt
Organism: Loa loa (African eye worm)
Lineage: Eukaryota; Metazoa; Nematoda; Chromadorea; Rhabditida; Onchocercidae
Exons: 18
Coding region: 1-2106 (701 amino acids)
Source: RefSeq, a predicted model, not a curated record
AUGGUUGUUAUUUCGUUACCAACGACAAUCGAAGAUUUUGAGGGUGAAAUAAGUCAUGUGGUAGUAGCUGGGAAUGAAACUCUAACAUUCAUUAAACCAUCCCAAUGGCAAGAAGAAAGAAAAAAGAUCUCUCUUAAAUUGCGCAGUUUGGCGCAAUCAUUAAAGAAAUUCAAAUCAUUAUCGGCGGUAAAAUCUGGUGAAGUCUAUAUCGCAAAUGUAAAAGGCUCACUGGAACGAUCAUAUAUUAUUCGAAGACCAGUGCCUGAUACAUACUCCAUUUAUCUCAUUGACAAAGGCAUGCAGUGCGAAGCACAAUUCGAUGAUAUUUACGAAUUUCCUCCGGAAUUACUGGAUUUCGCAUUAUUCAGUUGCGUUUGUCCGGUCUUCGUACCAUCCGCUGAACAACUUAAUACCUAUAAAGCUUUCAUAGGACACAAAUGCAAGUGCGAAGUGGAAACUAUAUCGAAGUCGUUCGUUGUGUUGGGAUAUGUCCGUGGUCGAUUGUUGGUCGAAAAUGGUGACACUUAUGAAGAUUUACAAGACAUUGUUUAUGGAAGGCUGGUAAAUGGGCUGCGUAGUUCCGAUAAAGGAUCCAUUAGAUGCAACAUGCCAGCUAAGGUAGCCGAAGCAGAUACAGUUUCGUGGACAGCCACUGGACAAAUAGAAGACAGUUCCAGUAGCGAACUAACUUACCGUUGCUCUUCCACGGAAAAAGUUGUGCAAGGAACACCAAACGUUGGCUGUACUUCGAACAGAAGAAGUUCUACCGCGUCAAAAAAGAUCAAAUACGGCCAGCAGCACGGCAGUCAUAUGGAUGCUGAAUUAGGUCCUGAAUAUGACAUGGUAAAGGCUCAAGCACUAUUCACACAAACAGCGUUCGAGCAGUACAAACCUGACGUGAUUCCAACGAUAAUAAGUGUACGCUUCGAUAAGAAAGAUCGAGGAUUGGGCAGAUUUUGGGUUGUCAACAAGAGCAUAUUUACGACAGUUGAACGGGUAUUGAAGGAAAACGCCAAAAAGAUAACAGGGUUCCCACUGCUACGUCAAAGAUUAGAUGAGGAUGUUCCGUUAAGAGCAAUACCUUGUGUUGUACGUACCCGAGCUGAAAGUGCUUACAAAGCCUUCUACCGUGCAGUUCCUUCUCGAUAUGACACACGUACAAAGAGAUUUUCAAUUUUCCUGGUAGAUUUUGGUUGGUUCAAAUGGGUGCUGGCUAACGAUGUCAUCGAUAUAUCCACCAUGGAUAUGUCUAAUCCAAUUCGGAAGCUGCAAGUGGCAAUGAUACAUUGUCAGGAAGAUGUUACCAGUGCACUACAUGCUAAGGAUCUUUCGAAGGGAGAAAACUGCUACAUGAAAGUGAAGGGAUCCCUGAUUCAAGAUGUAUAUUUAGUUGAUUUACUGAAAGCUCACAGCACUAUGAACGAUCUUCUGACUGGCAGCAUGGAAGAGACUGGAGAGGUUUCGGCAAGCAAGUUGAUUAAUGAAACCUGUGAGCGACAGCUAAUGGCAUCAAUGAUGUUGGGAACGUUGAACACUGCAAAUCGUGAUUUGGCACAAUCCCAACACAUCUGGCCGCAUUGUUGCCCUCCACAGUUUUCGAUGAUGAUGCCGGUAGCCUUGCCAAUGAUUCCAGUGCCAGUUCCAAACACAAAUUUACCGGCUGUUGGAAAUGAACAGAUCCCGAGGCUUCAAAAUUUACAAACAAGGAGUAGUGAAAACACCCAUGUUCCUCAAAGUAAUGCUAUGGACUCAGCAUGUUCCCGAAAUUAUAUCCAUCCAAGGUUCCAGGGCAGUAAUUUGCAAAAUAUGCAGAGAGAAUGGUAUGGCAGCGACUUGCAGGGAAGAAAUAGAAUCGGUUUUACGUCAGCUGACAGGGCAGGAAAUUCCUUUGAUGAAGGUAAUGGUGGUUUAUCUUGGGAGCAGGCAUCCAAAUUUGCAAAGGAUCACCGCAUGUUACGAAACAAUCUCAAUAAUAAUUCGCAAAGAGUGAGACUGACAAGUUGGGAAAAGGCCGUUGCUGCAGACCGUGCAUUUCGAACACAGAGAUUUACUGCCGGAGAACAAGCAGCCUUCCAUGUGGAUGAUGAAUUGAAUCGACUUACAUAA